Pisolithus orientalis is the source of this 1554-nucleotide messenger RNA. RefSeq lists its product as uncharacterized. Gene Ontology annotation, biological process: NAD+ metabolic process; quinolinate biosynthetic process; L-tryptophan catabolic process. The record is from RefSeq and is a predicted model, not a curated record. Gene Ontology annotation, molecular function: kynurenine 3-monooxygenase activity; NAD(P)H oxidase H2O2-forming activity; FAD binding. Lineage: Eukaryota; Fungi; Basidiomycota; Agaricomycetes; Boletales; Pisolithaceae. The coding region runs from base 1 to 1554 and encodes 517 amino acids. Gene Ontology annotation, cellular component: mitochondrial outer membrane. The transcript has 7 exons.
AUGAGUGUGUCCAAUGCAGAAGACGGCGUGCAAAGGGCCGUCGUGGUUGGAGCAGGGCCCGUGGGUUGUUUAGCCGCGAUAUCACUCGCUAGGGUUGGGUGGCAGGUGGACGUUUAUGAAGCAAGGCCAGAUUUGCGGUUACCGUCAUCCAAGGCAACUACACAACAGCGUUCUAUCAACCUAGCAAUCUCGUCACGGGGGAUUGCUGCUUUGCAGGCCAUUGACCCGGCCAUCAGCGAGCGAUUCCUGCAGACUGCCAUUCCCAUGCGUGGUAGAAUGAUCCACGAUAUCAAGGGAAAUCAACACAGUCAGUUGUAUGAUAAGGAUGGCCAGUGCAUCUAUUCGAUUGACCGCGCUCUCUUAAACGAGGAUCUCCUUUCCGAGGCGUCCAUGGUUCCGAAUAUCCGCUUGUUUUUCAAACACAAGGUUCUUGCGAUCGAUUUUGAUAACAGAACGAUGGUUGUCCGGGACCUUGACUCGGAAAGAGACAUCCGGACAGCCUUUCACUUCUGCAUCGGUGCUGAUGGCUCCUAUUCAAUUGUUCGUCGCCAGCUCAUGCGGGCCGUAAGGAUGAACUUCCAACAAGAAUAUAUCCCUCACGAAUAUAUUGAACUUAAAAUACCGGCAGGCCGCGAUAAACAUGGCAAACCCUCGUUCUUGCUUGAUCCGAAUCACCUUCACAUUUGGCCCCGUCACUCUUUCAUGCUCAUCGCUCUUCCCAACAAAGAUUGCUCCUUCACAUGCACUCUGUUUGCGCCGACAUGCGAGCUCGAUCGCUUGGCCACUACGCAGGAUAUCUCAUCUUGGUUCAAGACCCACUUUUCAGAUGCACUCGCUCUCUUAGGAGAGGAGAAGCUUUUAUAUGACUUUGCGAACAAUCCCCGCUGUCCACUUAUUACAAUCAAGGCUGGUGAUCUUCCAUGUAUCACUAGUAGCGCCGAGCCAUAUCAUUACAAGGGACGUUGUGUGAUUAUCGGCGACGCAGCCCAUUCUAUGGUGCCCUUUUACGGACAAGGACUCAACUGCGGCUUCGAAGAUGUUAGGAUAUUGCAAGCUCUCCUCCAAGACAACGGUGUUGCACCUAGGAAUGCACCGCCCAGAUUAGACGAAGAAGCCCUCGCGGACUCAAGGCUGUCCAAUGCACUGUCUCGGUAUACAGAAACCCGACAUGAGGAUCUCGUUGCCAUCUGUGAUCUUGCCAUGUACAACUACAUCGAAAUGCGACAUUCUGUGACUACGCCAACGUACCUGUUCAAGAAGGCGCUUGACAACUUCCUGUAUGCCAUCAGCUCGUGGCACAGUCCGUCUUCGGAACCAGCCGUUCGAGCCUCCAUGACUACUAUUCCUUUCCCUACGCGUAGGCCGUCUGGCUGGAUCCCGCUCUAUACUAUGGUAACUUUCCGGCCUGAUGUGAGUUAUGCGACAGCCAAGAAGAAAGCUGCCAGGCAGUCCGAGGUUCUAACCACCGUCGGACGGCUUGGUACUAUUUUGAUGGGUGCCACGAGCUUGUACUUGAUGCUGAGGGUGCUACGGGGUACCUCAUCUCGAAGAUAA